Molecule: messenger RNA, 1202 nt
Organism: Schistosoma bovis
Lineage: Eukaryota; Metazoa; Platyhelminthes; Trematoda; Strigeidida; Schistosomatidae
Source: the annotation of a GenBank genome assembly
AUGUCCGUUUCAAAAGGCGAACAUAGUCCGUUCUCCCCUCAAUGGGUCAACCGGAAAUUAUAUACGCUCAUGUUAGUCAUAUAUACACCCAGAGAAUUGAACACAGAUUCUCCAUUGGUCAUUGACGAUUCGGGAUCUGAAAUUAAAGUACAGGAAUCGAUCACAGAUUGCAAUAAAUCAUGGUUACUUUUGGGUUUAAAACAGAGUGGUUUCGGAAAAGGACGAUGGAACGGAUUUGGUGGUAAAGUCGAAUUAAGUGAUGCGAACCCAAAAGCUGCUGCACUUCGAGAACUGAAUGAGGAGUCUGGUUUAACACUUGAUGAGUCUUCCGUUGACGAAGUUGGUCGUCUAUGGUUUACUUUCGCUGAGACACUGGAGUGUAUGGAAGUACAUGUGUUUAUCUGCCGAACAUGGACACCUACAUUUAAUGGUCAUACGGUUAAAUGGCCUUGUUAUACAGAAGAAAUGCAUCCAGCUUGGUUUCCACUUAUAAUGAAUAAAGAUAAUACAAUAAAUACAUCAUCUUUACCAUGGGAACAUAUGUGGCCUGAUGAUUUGUUAUGGGUUCCUGAUAUACUUCAAGGAAAUCUUAUUCUAGCUUGGUUUCAUUGUCUUCGACUUUCUAAUCUACCGAUUACAAAUAGUCAAAAUUUAAUUGAUCGUUCAACAGAAACUAACGGGAUCUCUAUUGACUUAUAUGAAAUACCAGCUUAUCAUUUGGAAUCAUUUACUACUGAUGAAAACGAGUUAUUGUCUGCUGAUAAAGAUAACGAUUGUAAGUUAUCCAGUGUUCAACGAAUUAUUGAUCGAUUGGAUUUAGACAAGAAUGAUAAUAAUUUAAGAUUAUGGAUGAAUUCAUCAUUAUAUGAUAAUGAAUUUGUUGUAUCUCCUUUGAUACUUCAGAAAAUUUUACAUUAUCCCAUCUAAUAAAAACAAUUUGAUAUUUUAAAUUAGAAUAAAUUUUGAUAAAAAAAUAUUAUUUUGAUAAAUUUAUUUUGUCAUUCUUCUUCUUUUUUCGCCUGACUUCAUUGAAAUAAAUAGCUGUAGUAGUCAUAGUAAUAGUAUAGUGUUAUUUGCAAUGUUUGUGGUAGUAAUAGUAGUAUUAGUGAGAAAAAAAUGGAUUGUUAAAUUGAUUAAUUGUGAAAAACAAUAUUAUCAUUGACUGAUUAAUUUUACCUUUUGUGUGUGUGUGUGUGUGUGUG